AUGCAAUUGCAAGCAUUGGUAGCGGGUAUAAAGGGCCAAUUGAGAACAAGCAAGUGCGUGGUACUAGGGAGCCCUCUGGGGCUAUCCACGAUACCACCUGUGGCGCGAGGGCUGGCGAUCAGAGAGGCAAAAAAAAAGGCUGGACGAGUGAGGGAAAUAAAGGUCAGUUGGAUUACUCAAGAGAGCCAGAGAGGCACGCUUCCUCUCCCCGCACGCAACCUCCCCAUCUCUCAUGUCCCAGCGGCGGCGGCUCCCCCUCACGCCCUCAUCUUCUUCCUCACCCGAUCUGGAUGGUUCCUGACCUCCUCCACCACCACGCCUUCAUCUAAGGCAUCAGCCCGUGGUGGAAGCAGGCGGAAGCACCUCAACCUCGGAGGAUCGACGACCAGAGCGACGGCGGCCGGCGCGGCCCUGGAGGCUUGGGAGAUGUCGCCAUGUCGGCCCUCGCCGCCGACCAGCGACGAACGCAGCCGAUGCAGAUGCCGCCAAGUACAGGACAAAUCAGGGCGGUUGCAGCAAACCCCGACUCAUGGGAUUUCGCAGUAUUGGGCAGUCGAUGGCUACUGCUCUUCUCCUCAAGGAGCACAUAAUUGUGACAGAGGACUGAGCUGGAGACCAAGACGAAUCCCAGCAGCAACCUACCGUUACAGCAUGGUGGUACAAAUCUCUCUUUGGGAGGACAAGAAAAGAUACUAUACAACAGUUCUCGCGACAAAUGAGGUGUACGGUGGUCUCUUUGCUGGUCGACAACAAGGAAGUGAAGAGGCCGAUGCGGGACAGGGAGAACAAGAACUCCUGCGACUGAUAGAGAGGAUGCUAACGCCAUGAAGCGGCUUGAGCCAAUGUUGAUGAGGCUUCACGCUUAGAACUAAUGCAUCACAAGGCUAAAGGAUUGGCUCGGCCAUAUUGGAGUUCAGGUAUCCUACCUUGAAAUCCAUAACUCAAGAAGGUCAGCUUUCCUGCUUCUCUGAUUGUCCAUUUUUUUAUUUCCGUUUGUAAAUGAUGAUAAAGUGGGUCUUUUACUUGCAG
This is a messenger RNA of Lolium perenne, 1029 nucleotides long. NCBI's taxonomy places the organism in Eukaryota, Viridiplantae, Streptophyta, Magnoliopsida, Poales, Poaceae. The record is from RefSeq and is a predicted model, not a curated record.